Messenger RNA from Lagopus muta (rock ptarmigan), 6751 nucleotides. It is a transcript of the gene ATRNL1, whose product is annotated as attractin like 1. Bases 422 to 4573 code for a protein of 1383 amino acids. Gene Ontology annotation, molecular function: protein binding. NCBI's taxonomy places the organism in Eukaryota, Metazoa, Chordata, Aves, Galliformes, Phasianidae. The record is from RefSeq and is a predicted model, not a curated record. Gene Ontology annotation, cellular component: Golgi apparatus. The transcript has 29 exons.
GUAGCGGCUCCGGGCCCGGCCGCCCUCGCUGACUGACGAGGAGGACGGCGGCGGCGGCCCCCGCCUCCCGCGCUCCUCCUGCCGCUGCUGCGUGUGUGCGGCGGGGCUACAAAGGAGAGGGGGAGCGCGGGGUGCCGGCGCGAGGGCGGUGUGUGCGCGCGGGGGAGGGACGCGUCUUGCGAGGAGAAAGCGCAAGGUCAAGAGGCAGCUCUCCUCCUCCAUGGAAGAAGAGCGAUGAGCCCCGAGGAGGACGAAGAAGAGAAGGGGCGGAUGGCUGUGGGCUGCCGGGCUUCCCCUCGGGAGUGAGGAGCCGGCGGUGGGGUCGGGAGGAGGGAGCGGAGGAAGGCCGGAGGGAAGCGGCGGGUUUGAAUCUCGCCGGCUGGAUUAUUUCUCCUCUCGGGAAGCUCCCGGCUCUCGGCCCAUGGCCCCCGCGGGCAGCGCGGAGCCGGGCAGCGCCCUGAGCAAAGCUGGGGCCGCCCCUCCGCCCCUGGGCGCCUGGAGACCUUUCCCCUCCGCCUGCUGCUGCUGCUUCUCCGCUCUGCUGGACGUCAACAGCUGGCUGUUCUUCUACGGAUUCCUCUACCUGGCCCUCUAUGCCCAGGUGUCCCAGUCCAAGUCCUGCGACAAGAUCUCCUGCUUCUCGGGGCACUGUGUCAACUCUACCUGCGUCUGCGACCAGGGCUGGGUGGGAGAUCAGUGCCAGCACUGCCAGGGCAGGUUCAAGUUAACAGAACCUUCAGGAUAUUUAACAGAUGGACCAAUAAAUUAUAAAUAUAAAACAAAAUGUACCUGGUUAAUUGAAGGAUACCCUAAUGCAAUACUAAGAUUAAGAUUUAAUCACUUUGCUACAGAAUGUAGUUGGGACCAUAUGUAUGUAUAUGAUGGAGAUUCAAUAUAUGCACCUUUAAUAGCAGUAUUUAGUGGUUUAAUAGUUCCUGAAGUACGUGGAAAUGAAACUGUACCUGAAGUAGUUACAACAUCUGGCUAUGCAUUGCUACACUUCUUUAGUGAUGCAGCUUAUAACCUAACUGGAUUUAACAUUUUUUACUCAAUUAACUCUUGUCCUAAUAACUGUUCAGAACAUGGAAAGUGUACAACCAGUUUGUCUGUUCCAAGCCGGGUAUACUGUGAAUGUGACAAGUAUUGGAAAGGAGAAGCCUGUGAUAUCCCAUACUGUAAAGCCAACUGUGGCAGUCCAGACCAUGGGUACUGUGAUUUGACAGGCGAGAAGCUGUGUGUAUGCAAUGACAGCUGGCAAGGCCCAGAUUGUUCUUUGAACGUCCCUUCCACGGAGUCCUACUGGAUCUUACCAAACGUGAAGCCAUUCAGCCCUUCUGUGGGCCGGGCUUCCCAUAAGGCAGUUCUUCAUGGAAAAUUUAUGUGGGUGAUUGGUGGAUAUACUUUUAACUACAGCUCAUUCCAAAUGGUGUUGAACUACAAUUUGGAAAGCAGUAUAUGGAAUGUGGUGCCUGUAUCCAAAGGGCCGCUCCAGAGAUAUGGACACACACUUGCAUUAUAUCAGGAAGACAUCUACAUGUAUGGAGGCAAAAUUGAAACAAAUAAUGGCAAUGUUACUGAUGAGCUGUGGAUUUUCAACAUCCACAGUCAAACGUGGAGUAUCAGAACGCCUGCUGUGCUUGUACAUGGCCAGCAGUAUGCUGUGGAAGGUCAUUCAGCACACAUCGUGGAGCUGGACAGCAGAGAUGUGGUUAUGAUUAUCAUUUUUGGAUAUUCUGCCAUAUACGGUUACACGAGCAUUGUGCAAGAGUACUACAUCAGGUCAAAUUCUUGGCUUGUACCAGAAACAAAAGGAGCAAUUGUACAAGGUGGAUAUGGCCAUACUAGUGUCUAUGAUGAACUGACAAAAUCUGUUUAUGUCCAUGGUGGAUACAAAGCAUUGCCUGGCAAUAAAUAUGGAUUGGUGGAUGAUCUUUACAAAUAUGAAGUUAAUACUAGAACAUGGACUAUUCUGAAAGAGAGUGGUUUUGCAAGGUAUCUACAUUCAGCUGUCUUAAUCAAUGGAGCUAUGCUCAUUUUUGGUGGAAAUACUCAUAAUGAUACUUCCCUCAGUAAUGGAGCAAAGUGCUUUUCUGCUGACUUUCUUGCAUAUGACAUAGCUUGUGAUGAGUGGAAGAUUUUACCGAAACCUAAUCUGCACCGAGAUGUCAACAGAUUUGGUCACACUGCUGUUGUCAGUAAUGGGUCAAUGUACAUAUUUGGGGGAUUUUCAAGUGUUCUUUUGAAUGACAUCCUUGUGUACAAACCUCCAAACUGUGAAGCAUUCAGAGAUGAAGAGCUGUGUAAGAAUGCUCGUCCAGGGAUAAGGUGUCUGUGGAACAAGAAACAUUGUGAAUCCUGGGAAUCUGGAAAUGCUAACAACAUCCUUCGAGCAAAAUGUCCAAAGAAAACAGCCGCUGCAGAUGACAGAUGUUACCGAUAUGCAGACUGUGCGAGCUGUACUGCCAAUACGAACGGGUGCCAAUGGUGCGAUGACAAAAAGUGCAUUUCAGCAAACAGUAACUGUAGUGUGUCUGUUAAAAACUACACCAAAUGUCACGUGAGAAAUGAACAGAUCUGCAAUAAGCUGACCAGCUGCAAGAGCUGCUCUCUGCACCUGAACUGCCAGUGGGACCAGCGGCAGCAGGAAUGCCAGGCUUUACCUGCUCACCUGUGUGGGGAAGGAUGGAGUCACAUUGGAGAUGCCUGCCUCCGCAUAAAUUCUAGUCGUGAAAGCUAUGACAAUGCCAAACUGUACUGCUACAAUUUAAGUGGGAAUCUUGCUUCAUUAACAACCUCAAAAGAAGUGGAAUUUGUUCUGGAUGAAAUACAGAAGUACACACUUCAGAAAAUUUCACCUUGGGUAGGUUUACGCAAGAUCAACAUCUCCUACUGGGGAUGGGAUGACAUGUCUCCUUUUACAAACACAACUCUGCAAUGGCUUCCCGGAGAGCCAAAUGACUCUGGCUUCUGUGCGUAUCUAGAAAGAGCGGAGGUGGCAGGUCUGAAGGCAAAUCCAUGCACUGCAAUGGCAGAUGGUCUUGUCUGUGAAAAACCUGUCGUUAGUCCCAACCAGAAUGCAAGACCCUGCAAAAAGCCAUGCUCCCUGAGAACAACAUGUUCCAAUUGUACAAGUAAUGGUAUGGAAUGUAUGUGGUGCAGCAGUACAAAGCGAUGUGUUGAUUCAAAUGCCUAUAUAAUUUCCUUCCCGUAUGGACAGUGUCUAGAAUGGCAAACUGCAACAUGCUCCCCUCAAAACUGCUCUGGACUGAGGACCUGUGGACAGUGUUUGGAACAGCCUGGCUGUGGGUGGUGCAAUGAUCCCAGCAACACUGGAAAAGGUCAAUGUUUGGAAGGAUCAUCGAGAGGUCCAAUGAAACCUGUUGGCAUGCAUUCUACUGAAAUGGUGCUUGAUGCCACUCUUUGUCCCAAAGAAAAAAGCUAUGAAUGGUCUUUUAUCCAGUGUCCAGCUUGCCAGUGUAAUGGCCACAGCACCUGUAUCAACAGUAAUGUUUGUGAUCAGUGUAAAAACUUAACAACAGGAAAACAAUGUGAAACAUGCAUGCCAGGAUAUUAUGGAGAUCCCACAAAUGGAGGACAGUGUACUGCUUGCACGUGCAGUGGACAUGCAAAUAUUUGUCACAUGCAAACGGGAAAAUGUUUCUGUACAACUAAAGGCAUCAAAGGAGACCAGUGUCAACUCUGUGACUCUGAAAAUAGGUAUCUUGGAAAUCCGCUUAGGGGAACAUGUUACUACAGCCUUUUGAUUGAUUACCAAUUUACCUUCAGCUUGUUACAAGAAGAUGAUCGUCAUCACACCGCCAUAAACUUUAUAGCAAAUCCAGAACAGUCAAAUAAAAAUUUGGAUAUAUCAAUUAAUGCAUCAAACAACUUCAACCUCAACAUUACAUGGUCUAUUGGUUCAACUGCUGGAACAAUAUCUGGAGAAGAGAUUCCUGUUGUUUCUAAGGCAAAUAUUAAGGAAUACAGAGAUAGCUUUUCUUGUGAAAAAUUCAACUUUCGGAGCAACCCAAACAUCACAUUCUACGUCUAUGUCAGUAAUUUUUCCUGGCCAAUCAAAAUACAGAUUGCCUUCUCACAGCACAAUACUAUCAUGGAUCUGGUGCAGUUCUUUGUCACCUUCUUCAGUUGUUUCUUAUCCUUACUGCUGGUAGCUGCCGUCGUUUGGAAAAUCAAACAAACCUGUUGGGCUUCUCGACGGAGAGAGCAACUUAUGCGAGAGCGACAGCAGAUGGCCAGCCGCCCCUUUGCUUCUGUCGAUGUAGCACUGGAAGUAGGAGCUGAGCAAACAGACUUUCUACGAGGGCCAUUAGAGGGUGCUCCCAAACCAAUUGCCAUCGAGCCGUGUUCAGGAAACAAAGCUGCUGUCCUCACAGUAUUUUUAUGCCUGCCAAGAGGAUCAUCGGGAGUCCCACCCCCGGGUCAGUCAGGUCUUGCAAUCGCAAGUGCACUGAUAGACAUUUCACAACAGAAGCCUGCGGAGUGUAAAGAUAAGAGUUCAGGAGUCAGAAAUAGAAAACAUCAUCUUUCAACACGUCAAGGAACUUGUGUCUGAAAUUCAAAAACUGCAAUUGUAUAUUCUGUAAUGUUUUCUUUUUAAAUGGCUUCCAUUGAAAGCUAUACUACAGCCUCAGUUUUUAUGGAGGCAAAACUAUGAAUGAAUAUAUGAGGUACUCUGUUAUAGUCACACAGCCUACUAUACCCCAAAGCAGAACAAAUCUAUGGUAGGUAUAUCUGAUGAGCUUUAAUAAAAAUAAUUGAAAUUAUUAUGUCAACAAAACAUUAAAUAAAAUACCUAGCAUUCCUAAUCCUGAACAUAUCAGAGCAGAGAAAAUCCUGGAACAGAACUAGGAAAAACUGUACAUUGUUUUGUAAUGUAGAGGGAAAUUGUAUAAUUGAAAUUUAAACAAAUUCCAUGAAACUAAAGGACAUUUUUGUAUAGCUUUAUGUAACAAUGAGAAUUGUACAGUUCUUUCCUUGUAAUCGGCAUUAAGAUGUCUUUCCAGUAAGCAGGAACUACGGAGGAACAUUUGGAUUUAGGUGUUCUUUUAUCAUUGCCCAAAGCAGGUAAGCAGCAGAGCUCACAUGGGACUUCCACGACAGCUAACUCAUUAGAAAAAUUGGUUGAGCAUGGGGAAGUUUCUUCUUCAGUCAAGUUUGGCAUUUUUUCCAAGAGUCUCCAAGUUUAGCUUGCUUUUACUCUACAGUAAUGUAGAGGCCUCAUUUCAAUAUUGAAAUUAUCUAGUGUCUAUGAAUUGUCCUCACCUCCAAACAGAAGAAAUGAAUCCCAGGCAGCACUUGACCUUUGUUUAAUAGACCAGUAUGGUUUUCUGAUAGUUUUGUUCUCCCAGCUGCAGAAUUUCAUCUCAGCCUCUUUCAAAGCCUGUACGCCAAAAUUAAAAUAAAUAAUUAUUUAGAAAUCCAAGUUGCUUCCAGCAGUGGUUCUGAAAUUCAGCAUCCAGGAUGGAUCCUCACAUAAUCAGUACUCAGAAAGAGAAAGAAAGAUGAAGGAUUUUCCUUUUUGCCUGUUGUGGGCUCGGUCACCACAAUAGAUAACCUAACAAACAGUUUUAAUGGCCCUUGGUCUUUUAAUUUACUAAAAUUCAUGAACAUAAAAAAGUAAGCGAAUGCUAGGGGGUAGGUAGCAGACGUGUCAUGUUCUCAUUUCUGCACUUCACGUUGACAGCAGUAUAAAAUGAAACUAGUAGUUUUGUAUGAGCUUGUUGAAAGUGUAGUUUCUCAGCUCCAAAUUUGCCACCAUACUAGUACAGAAGAGCGAUACAGAGGUAUAAAUUCUUCAUGUAAUGAUAGACUUUUGGUAAAUAUGAAAGAUAUAAAAAGAUAAUUGAUGUUUACUACUAUAUCUGUAUUUUUCAUGUUCUUUUUAUUUCAGGAAAAUGAAGACAUUUUACUGUUUAUAGUUGACUACAUAGUUACUUGCAUGCCAUGGUGGUGCAGUAGCAGUAAUAAAGCCCUGUUGUGGUUUGUGUUUAUUUUGUAAUGCCAUUCAUAUCUUGAAGUACUCAGCUUAAUUUGGGUGAGGACUAAAUGUAAAAAUAACUAUAAAAAGGAACGAUUGUACAGUGUGUAGUUAUAUCUUAUACAGCAAUAUUAGGUUGCAUCUAACCAUGACUGCUCUAUUGUUUUGAUAAAUUAUGCACUUAUGAAUUAUGGUAUAAUUAUUUCUUAUGCUGGCAUGAUUGCUUCAGUACUUUCAUAUGUUAAGAUUAUUAUCCUAAAAUAAUGCCAUCACAAUCUUGUGACUUUUAUUGCCUAUUCUGCCCUCAGUCUCUUGUAUCUUAAAAUUUAAAAAACUCCUUCUUAAAGCUGCUAUUGGGAACUUUCAAUCAAUACUACUAUUAAUAUUGUGGGGGAAAAAACGGUCCUUUGUAAACAACCCUUUCUGUCAGUUUUCAAGUUGAUCUUUUCAAAUGAAUGCAAGACAGUGGAACUGGUUUAUAUACGACGUAUACACUUAUGAAAAGGAAAGAACCACUUGUCUGGAAUAUUUUCCAAGCUCUCUAUUAUCCUCAACCUAAACAUUUGACAUAAGAAUUAUACAGUGUGUGUUUUGUGAAUGUACUGGAAACCACAGAAAGAUCAUUUCUUCUUGUAGAGCGGUUUUGACUGUACUCACAAAGGAUUACAUUCCUCUGUAUCUCAACCAGAGUUUGACAAUUGAAAAGGAGAUAUGAAUUUUAAAGGGAUUAAAAUAUUUUAUUGCAACAUUGAA